This is a messenger RNA of Thlaspi arvense, 345 nucleotides long. Lineage: Eukaryota; Viridiplantae; Streptophyta; Magnoliopsida; Brassicales; Brassicaceae. The record is from the annotation of a GenBank genome assembly.
AUGAAGAGGUUACUGACAAUGUUGAGCAGACACCACCCCCAUCGCCGGAAGGCGAAAAUGUUGCUGUUGAAGAACAUUAGGGACGAGGUUCUGUCUUCGCCGCAUGCGGUGACAGACAUGUGGGUCAGUUGUUCUACCACCUCUGUUUCCAGUGGAGAGGUAAUUGACAAUGUUAACCGGAGACCACCGCCCCCCGCUCGAAGGCAAAAAUGUUGGUCUAUUGAAAAACAGGAUGGACAAGGUUCUGUCUUCUCCGGAUGCGGCGACGGACACGUGGGUCAGUUGUUCUGCCACGUCAAUUUCCAGUGGAUAAGGCUACAUCAGCUCCUUUCACUAGUUUCUUAA